CUGCCAGUCAGGCAUCCAUUCCAGCCAGAAUGGCCGCGACGAAGCCCAUCACGUUUUGUGAACAUCUUCAGCUUUCUAGCAUUGGUGUCCAGCCAGCCUCCAUCUCCUUCCAGACCUUAACGCUUGAGAGUGACCACUUCAUUUGCGUGCGCGAAAAAGUCAACGAGCAGAACCAGGUUGUUAUCGUCGACCUUGCAGACGCGAACAAUGUCCUCCGACGACCUAUCACUGCGGAUUCUGCUAUCAUGCACCCAAACAAGAAGAUUCUCGCUCUAAAAUCCGCUCGAACCCUACAGAUUUUCAACAUAGAGACGAAGCAGAAGGUCAAGUCUCAUGUCAAUAACGAGGACAUUGUGUUCUGGAAGUGGGUGACGGACUCGAUCAUUGGAAUGGUCACAGAUACAGCGGUCUACCACUGGUCGAUUUCCGACCAGACGUCUCCGCCAACGAAAAUUUUCGACAGGCACGCAACACUCGCCGGAGCGCAAAUAAUCAACUAUCGCAUUUCCGGAGACGGAAAAUGGAUGGUGCUUGUCGGGAUCGCUGGGAACACGACCAAUCCGUCUGCGUUCAAGGUUAAAGGUGCGAUGCAACUGUACAGUAUCGAGCGGUCGGUCAGCCAACCUAUCGAGGGUCAUGCCGCUGCUUUCGCGGAACUGAAGCUUGAUGGUCAUCAAUUCCCUACCAAGCUCUUCACGUUCGCUGUGAGGACUGCUACAGGUGCCAAGCUUCACGUCGUCGAGAUUGAUCAUCAAGCAGCCGAUCCUGUCUUCUCAAAGAAGGCUGUUGAUGUAUUUUUCCCUCCUGAGGCUACGAAUGACUUCCCCGUGGCUAUGCAAGUUUCUAAAAAGCAUGGCAUCGUAUUCCUGGUCACCAAGUUUGGCUUCAUUCAUCUCUACGAUCUUGAGUCCGGCGCCUGCGUCUACAUGAACCGUAUUAGCGGCGAGACAAUUUUCGUUACCGCGGAACAUGAAGCAACGAACGGUAUUAUUGGUGUGAACCGGAAGGGUCAGGUACUCAGUGUCAGUGUUGACGAAGGUGCAAUCAUUCCUUACAUCCUUGGUACAUUGAACAACACGGAACUUGCUUUCAAACUUGCAAGCCGGGCCAACUUGCCCGGUGCUGACGACCUGUACAUAAAGCAGUACCAGGCCCUCUUCCAAAGCGGCCAGUUCAACGAGGCGGCAAAGAUUGCUGCAAACUCUCCUCGUGGAAUUUUACGAACAUCUCAGACCAUCGAUGCGUUCAAGACUGCACCGGCCCCUCCAGGAGGGCUAUCUCCUAUCCUGCAAUAUUUCGGUAUUCUCCUAGAAAAAGGCGAGCUGAACCAACUCGAGUCUCUUGAGCUUGCGCGGCCUGUCCUACAACAAGGUCGAAAGCAGCUGCUAGAGAAAUGGCUUAAGGAGAACAAACUCACAUGCAGUGAGGAGCUUGGUGACAUCGUUCGCCUUCACGACAUGACCCUCGCCCUUAGCGUUUACCUGCGUGCCAAUGUCCCGAAUAAAGUUGUGGCCUGCUUCGCUGAGACAGGACAGACAGAUAAAAUUGUUCUGUAUUCGAAGAAGGUUGGAUACACUCCGGAUUACACAGCGCUUUUGCAGCAUAUAAUGAGGACCAAUCCGGACAAGGGUGCCGAGUUUGCAUCUCAACUGGUCAAUGAUGAAAAUGGGCCGUUGGUUGAUAUUGACAGAGUCGUCGACAUUUUCAUGUCUCAGAACAUGAUUCAACCGGCGACUUCCUUCCUUCUUGAUGCCCUGAAAGAGAACAAGCCUGAGCAAGGUCACCUACAGACGAGGCUGCUUGAGAUGAACCUCAUCCACGCACCUCAAGUUGCCGAUGCCAUCCUCGGAAACGAGAUGUUUACUUAUUAUGAUAAGCCGAGGAUUGCGAACCUGUGCGAGCGUGCUGGCCUCUUGCAGAGAGCUUUGGAGCACUACGAAGAUAUCAAUGACAUCAAGCGUGCCAUCGUCCACACUAACGUACUACAGCCAGACUGGCUUGUCGAAUACUUCAGCAAGCUUACCACCGAGCAGUCAAUGACGUGUCUGCAAGAGAUGCUUCGAGUUAAUAUCCGACAAAACCUUCAGGUUGUGGUGCAGAUUGCGACCAAGUACUCUGACAUCCUUGGCCCCGUCAAGCUCAUCGAGAUGUUCGAAUCAUUCAAGAGCUUCGAAGGUCUUUAUUACUACUUGGGUUCCGUAGUGAACCUCAGCCAAGAUCCGGAAGUUCACUUCAAAUACAUCCAAGCCGCAACCCGGACUGGUCAGAUUCGCGAAGUCGAACGUAUCUGCCGAGAGAGCAACUACUACAACCCGGAGAAAGUCAAAAAUUUCCUCAAAGAGGCUCGGCUACAGGAUCAAUUACCCCUUAUCAUUGUUUGCGACCGUUUCGACUUCGUCCACGAUCUCGUUCUCUAUUUGUACCAGAACGGGCUUACGAAGUUUAUCGAGGUAUACGUCCAGCAAGUCAAUUCAGCACGCACGCCGCAAGUUGUCGCAGGUUUGCUUGAUGUUGACUGCGACGAAACAACUAUCAAGAACCUGCUCGCAUCUAUCACGGGCAAUUUCCCUAUUGACGAGCUGGUACAAGAAGUCGAGUCGCGCAACAGGCUUAAACUAAUUCUGCCCUGGCUUGAAACACGCGUUCAGCAAGGCAGUCAAGAUGCCGCGGUCUAUAACGCCAUCGCGAAGAUCUACAUUGAUAGUAAUAACAACCCCGAGCAAUUCUUGAAGGAUAACAAUCUUUACGAGCCCCUGGUUGUCGGUAAAUUCUGUGAGAAGAGAGAUCCGUAUCUCGCAUAUAUCGCAUACGCCAAAGGCUUUUGCGAUGAUGAGCUCAUUGCCAUUACGAACGACAACUCAAUGUUCAAGCAGCAGUCUCGUUAUCUUGUCAAGAGGCGUCAGCUCGAACUCUGGCAACAGGUCCUGGUUCCUGAUAAUGUCCAUCGUCGCCAGCUGAUUGACCAGAUCAUCGCGACGGCCCUUCCCGAGUGUACGGAUCCUGACGAUGUUUCUGUAACCGUCAAGGCCUUCAUAUCGGCGGAUCUUCCUAUCGAACUAAUUGAACUCCUGGAGAAGAUCAUCCUUGAGCCGUCGCCCUUCAGUGACAAUAGAAACUUGCAGAAUCUCUUGAUGCUCACCGCUAUCCGUGCAGACAGGGGUAAAGUCGUUAAUUAUAUCAACAAACUGGAGAACUACGACAUUGCGGAGAUUGCUAAGAUUGCGAUUGACCACGGUCUUUAUGAAGAGGCAUUCAUGAUCUUCAAGAAAUAUGAACAACACGCAAACGCUAUGAAUGUCCUCGUAGAACACAUCGUCAGUAUUGAUCGCGGUCUCGAGUACGCAACAAAAGUCAAUAGGCCGGAAGUCUGGAGUCGUUUGGCGAAGGCCCAGCUUGACGGUAUCCGUGUCAAGGACUCAAUCGAUUCGUACAUCAAGGCUGAGGACCCUUCAAACUUCUUGGAAGUUAUCGAGAUCGCUACCCGCGCCGACAAGUACGAUGAUCUCGUGCGCUACUUGCAGAUGGCGCGCAAGACUCUGCGUGAACCAAAGAUUGAUACCGAACUCGCGCAUGCAUACGCGAAGACGGAUCGUCUACAUGACAUGGAAGACUUCCUGUCCAUGACUAACGUGGCCGACAUCCUUGAGGUUGGUGAGAAGUGUUUCAAUGACGAGCUCUAUCAAGCGGCGAAAUUGCUCUUCACGAGUAUCUCAAACUGGGCUCGGUUGGCGACAACUCUCAUCUACCUUGGAGAAAAUCAAGCUGCUGUCGAGAGCGCGCGCAAAGCUGGCAACACACAGGUGUGGAAACAGGUGCACGCGGCUUGUAUUGAGAAACGGGAGUUCCGAUUGGCACAAAUUUGUGGCCUCAACAUCGUUGUGCAUGCAGAGGAAUUACCUGGCAUUCUUCAAACUUAUGAACGACAUGGAUACUUUGAUGAGGUACUUGCAUUGAUGGAGGCUGCUUUGAGCUUGGAACGCGCACAUAUGGGUAUUUUCACAGAGCUCGCAAUUUUGUACAGCAAAUACCGACCGGAAAAGCUUAUGGAACAUCUCAAACUCUUUGUCUCACGUAUCAAUAUUCCGAAGGUCAUUAGGGCAGCAGAGAAAGCUCAUCUUUGGCCCGAGUUGGUCUAUCUGUACGUGAAGUACGAUGAAUUUGAUAAUGCUGCUCUUGCCAUGAUGGAGCGUUCAGCGGACGCAUGGGAGCACAACCAGUUCAAGGACGUAAUCGUGCGCGUUGCGAACGUCGAGAUUUACUACAAAUCUCUGUCAUUCUAUCUACAAGAGCAACCGAUGUUGCUUAAUGACCUAUUAACGGUCCUGUCACCACGGAUAGAGCAUACUCGCGUAGUGCGCAUCUUCCAACGGAGCGACAAUGUCCCUCUCAUUAAACCAUACUUGAUCGCUGUGCAAAAUCUCAACGUCGAAGCUGUCAAUGAUGCUUACAACGAUCUCCUGAUCGAGGAGGAAGAUUACAAGACUCUUCGGGACUCGAUAGACAGCUUUGACAAUUUCAAUAACAUCCAACUUGCGAAACGUCUAGAGAAGCACGAGCUCCUAGAAUUCCGUAGAUUGGCAGCUCACUUGUACAAGAAAAAUGGAAAAUGGGAAGAAUCCAUCUCGUUAUCGAAGCAGGACAAGUUGUUCAAGGAUGCGAUGCAAACGGCAGCUUACUCUGGUGACAAGGAGGUCACCGAGGAGCUGUUGUCCUACUUUGUCGAUAUCGGAAACAGGGAGUGCUUCGCGGCAAUGUUGUACAUGUGCUUUGACCUCCUCAAUUCUGACUUCGUUGAGGAGCUAUCAUGGCAACACGGACUCAACGACUUCUUUAUGCCUUACAAAAUCCAAUCGCAACGUACGCUGGUCACGAAGAUUGCCGCGUUGGAGAAGCAGGUUCAGGAACUUGCCUUAAAGAACACCAAGAAGGAGCAGGCGGAGGAAGAGGCGACGAUCAUUGCUCCGGGUGGAUUCGGCAACAGACUAUUGCUGACACAGGGCAAUGGAUAUCCUCCACAAGGGCCUCCGCCAAUGAUGAUGAACGGCACAGGCAUGCCACCUAUGCAGACUGGAAUUCCUUCUCAUGUCACUGGCUUUGGCACUUUCUGAUGAUACCUUUUGUGGACUUUGUUUAUGCAUUACGGUUUAUGUAUAUUCCUCUUCC
Fomitiporia mediterranea MF3/22 is the source of this 5163-nucleotide messenger RNA. RefSeq names its product clathrin heavy chain. Gene Ontology annotation, cellular component: actin cortical patch; clathrin coat of trans-Golgi network vesicle; clathrin complex. Bases 30 to 5108 code for a protein of 1692 amino acids. Gene Ontology annotation, biological process: intracellular protein transport; receptor-mediated endocytosis; Golgi to endosome transport. Gene Ontology annotation, molecular function: clathrin light chain binding; structural molecule activity. The transcript is spliced from 18 exons. The record is from RefSeq and is a predicted model, not a curated record. Lineage: Eukaryota; Fungi; Basidiomycota; Agaricomycetes; Hymenochaetales; Hymenochaetaceae.